AUGGACUAUAUGCUUGCGCGGAAAUUGCUGUCGUUAGGCGCCGUAGAAACAAAUAUUGUGAACCGCGAAGAUAAACUGCAAUUACUGCGCGAAAAAAUUAAAAGUAGAUUACAUACUGCAUAUGAACAAAGCGCGCGGCGAUACAAUAAACGAAGUCGCGCAGUGCACUUUAGACCCGGUCAAGAGGUGUACCGACGGAACUAUGUGCUUUCCGACUUAAAGAAUAAUAUAAAUGCUAAAUUUUGCCCCAAAUACAGAAAGUGUCGCAUCGUCAAGCCCAUAGGCAACAACAUGUUUGAACUGGAAACACUACAAAGCAAGUCAUUAGGAGCGUGCCAUACCAAAGACCUAAAGCAAUAA
Messenger RNA from Rhagoletis pomonella (apple maggot), 360 nucleotides. RefSeq lists its product as uncharacterized. Bases 1 to 360 code for a protein of 119 amino acids. The record is from RefSeq and is a predicted model, not a curated record. NCBI's taxonomy places the organism in Eukaryota, Metazoa, Arthropoda, Insecta, Diptera, Tephritidae. The transcript has a single exon.